Rotaria sp. Silwood2 is the source of this 735-nucleotide messenger RNA. The record is from the annotation of a GenBank genome assembly. NCBI's taxonomy places the organism in Eukaryota, Metazoa, Rotifera, Eurotatoria, Philodinida, Philodinidae.
AUGACAUUACGACAUCGUCUUUCACCAUAUGGAAAACCAAACUUUCCACUUGUACAAAAACAAGAAAAUGUCAUUUCAUUACUUUAUCGUAUUGAAGAUAUGGAAUGUCAUGAACAUGGUGGUUAUCUAGCUUAUUGGAUAGCAAAUACAUCUGAAUUACUUUAUUUUAUAAAACAAGAUCGUGAUAUAUCAAAAAUUUCUCAUGAUAUUCAAGAUCGUUUAGCUGAAUGUUUAAUAUCAUUUACAAAUCCACAAGAUGAUGUUGAACAUGAUAUGUUUAUUGCAUUUGAAGAAAAUAAUUCAACAACUGUAAAAUUAUCUGAUUUACGUUGGAUAACAUUAGAUAUGAAUUCAAAUAAUUAUUAUCAAGCAACAUUAGGUGAUAUUCUUGCAACACUUUCAUCAAUCAUGGAUUUAUUACGUAAAUAUCGUGUUAAUGCUACAUUAACAAUUCAAGUGUUUUCACAAAUAUUUCAUUAUAUAAAUACAUGGUUAUUUAAUCGAAUUGUUUGUUAUCCAAAAUUAAAAUUAUGUUCAUAUUUUUGGGGAGAAAAAUCAUUAUUACGUUUAAAAUCGAUUAGUGAUUGGGCACAAAGACAAGGUUUAGAAUUAGCAUCUGAUUGUCAUUUAACAAAAGUUAAUCAAAUUUGUUUAUUAUUACAAAGUCCGAAACGUGAUGUACAUGAUGUACAGCAAUUAAUAUCAAAUAAUACAUUUAAACUUAAUUCAAUAUAA